AUGAUUGCAGACAUUAAAGAGCUUUCCUCAGCUGAGGCCAUUGAAAGAGUGGUGGAGUUCAUCGCUCCGAAAAGUGGAACUACUUGGCUCAAAGCACUGAGUUUCGCCAUCGUCACUCGAAACCUUUACGACACCUCCAAUAGUCCAUUACUUACCAAGGGUCCUCAUUAUUGUGUCCCAAAUAUGGUCGGGUUUGAACAUAAACCAGACAUACGUCAACCAGCCAAGCAAAGGCCGAGGGAAAACGAACACAUUUCGAUAGAGGAGGCUUUUGAGCUUUUCUGUCAAGGGAGGUCUGUUUUUGGACCGGCUUGGGAUCAUAUUCUGGCUAUCGGAAAGCUAGUCAAGAACGACCGGAAAAGCUUUGAAGAAGAACAAGGUGGGCUAGUGAAGAAACUAAUAGAUUUAUGCAGUUUUGAGAACUUGAGUAAUUUAGACGUGAACAAGACGGGAAACGACAUGAAGACGACGAUGAGGCAACGAACAAGACGUUCUUCAGAAAAGGCUAGGUUGGAGAUUGGCAAAACCAUCUUACACCCGAGAUGGCUAAUCGGCUCGACAAUAUAG
This is a messenger RNA of Gossypium raimondii (Peruvian cotton), 567 nucleotides long. Its product is annotated as flavonol sulfotransferase-like. Bases 1 to 567 code for a protein of 188 amino acids. NCBI's taxonomy places the organism in Eukaryota, Viridiplantae, Streptophyta, Magnoliopsida, Malvales, Malvaceae. The record is from RefSeq and is a predicted model, not a curated record. The transcript has 4 exons.